This is a messenger RNA of Parasteatoda tepidariorum (common house spider), 2668 nucleotides long. It is a transcript of the gene Noc1, whose product is annotated as Nucleolar complex protein 1. Lineage: Eukaryota; Metazoa; Arthropoda; Arachnida; Araneae; Theridiidae. Gene Ontology annotation, cellular component: nucleus. The record is from RefSeq and is a predicted model, not a curated record.
GUAUUAGUUUAAGAAAAAAAAUUGUCAACAAACAAAACAAAUGGUGAAUCUGUGUGGCGAUGUCCAGACAUUAAAUAGCACGUUGUAAUUUAUUUAUAAUUAACAAUGAAUCAACAAGUACUUAGUGUAGAACCUGAUGAAAAAUGGUUCAAACAGAUUCCUAAAUAUUCUCCAAAUAAGGAUGUGCCUUCACCAGACACAGUUUUUGCUCUGAAGGCUGAAGCAGAAAAUUUAUUAGAUUCUGAAGUUAAAGUUUAUCACAAAUUGAAAGAGAAUAAAAGAGAUAAAGACUUUGUGUGGAUUAAGAAGAUCUUAAAAGCUGGCACUCUGUCCGAUAAGAUUUCUGCUCACACACUUCUGAUACAAGACUGUCCUGUUUAUAAUUUGAACAGUUUGGAAGUUUUAAUUGGAAUGGUGAAUACAAAGGGCAAAAGAGAGUGCUUAAUGGCUAUGGAUUCUUUACGAGAUUUGUUUAUUGGUAAUUUACUUAUAGAAGAUAAAAAACUUAAAUAUUUCAAUGAGCAACCUCUGUCACAAAUUAAUGAAAUUUGCCAAGACUCUGCCACAAGGAAGAGAUGCCUUAUUCUUUGGCUGUUUGAGAACAUCCUAAAAGGUCUGUAUAAAAAGUUCUUGACUAGUGUUGAUAAAGUGAGCCACGAUACUAUUGAGAAGACCAAAAUAAAAGCUGUGAGUGUUCUGCAUAAGUUGUUGGAGGAAAAUCCUGAAGAAGAACAAUUUCUGCUAGAUCAUCUGGUAAACAAAAUAGGUGAUCCCAUUCCUAAAAUAGGCUCACAUGUAUGUUUUCUACUAGGAAAGCUCCUCAAUACUCACAAACACAUGAAAAGUGUUGUGGUACAAGAAGUUGAAAGAUUAAUAUUUCGUCAAAAUUUAGCUGAAAGAGCCAAAUAUUAUUCACUCUGCUUUUUAAAUCAGAUAAUUCUGAGCCACGAUGACUUCAAGAUAGCCAAUCAGCUAAUACUGAUCUAUUUCAGCCAGUUUAAACUUUUUGUUAAAAAGGGUGAAGUGAACAAUAAAAUGAUGAGUGCCUUAUUAUCUGGAGUAGCCAGGGCAUACCCUUAUGCCAAACUUCGAGACAAUAUUGUCAUGGAUCAAAUGGAUGCCAUGUACAGGCUUGUCCACCUGGUCAGCUUCAACAUAAGCAUUCAAGCACUGAUGCUAAUAUUUCAAGUAUUAGAUUCUAGUGAUUCAGUAUCUGAUAGAUUCUAUGGUGCUUUAUACAGAAAACUCUUAGACACGUCUUUAGCAACCUCUUCCAAACAAGCUUUUUUUCUAAAUCUUGUAUACAAAGCCUUAAAAAAAGAUGUUGCUGUUGUAAGAAUAAAAGCAUUUGUAAAACGUUUAUUGCAGAUAGCACUUUACCAACCUCCAAAUCUUCAAUGUGGAAUAUUAGUUUUAAUAUCUGAAGUGAAUAAGUUACAUCCAAACCUUUUAGAAAUCAAACAUUCGAUUCCUGAUGAUUCGGAUAGUGACGAACAUUACGAAGAUGUAGUUGAAGUUAACGAAGACAACAAAGUUACUGUAAAAGUUGAAAAGCAUGAACCUGGAUCAUCUUGGGUUCACAAGCACGAAUCCAAAAAACAGAAAACUAAAUCAGUUUACGAUUUGGACUGUCGAAACCCCCUCCAUGCCAACCCAAACUGCCAAGCCAUGUGGGAACUUGUGUUCCUGAAACAGAGCUUUCAUCCUUCUGUCUCCCUCUUCGCUAACCAAGUGUCCAAUUCAUCAGAAAUCAAAUACGGCGGCGACCCACUACUCGAUUUUACCAACGCUCGAUUUCUGGACCGGUUUGUGUACAGGAAUCCAAAAAAGAUCUCAGAAAGUUUGGAAAUGAAUCCAACGACCAGAGUGUUUGGGAGCAGAAAGUUCAAAGCAUCUGCAUCCAAGCAGCUGCACGUGACCAGCAACGAGUAUCUCCAACAGAAGUCUGUAAAAAUACCUGAGGAUGAGAAGUUCAUCUACCAGUAUUUGCGUAAUAGAACCGUGACUGCUAAAUCCCUCAAAGAAGACUCGGAUCUUGAUAGCGUGUGCAGUGAUGAGUUUGAACAGUUACUUGACAAUAUUCAUCCGGAAGAUGAUGGGGAAGAUACUUUAGACUUUGCUAAAGAAUUAGGAAUGCAAAAAGGUAAUAAAAGAAAAGUCGAAGAUUCAGAUGAUGAGCCUGAUGACGUUCUUGAUGAUGAUGAAGAUGAAGACUUUGAUGGUGAUUUGGAUGAUGAAGAAAUUGAAUUUGAAGAUGAUGCAUUUGAUGAUCUGAAUGAAGAAGAUUUGUGUGAAGAGGAUUUUGUUGGAGGCAUAUCAAAAAGGCCACCAAAAAAGAAGUCUAAAAGUGAAAGUUUGACUGAUGGGCAACUACUAGCCGAUGCGGAUGAAUUUUCAGCUCUCCUAGAAGAAAAUGCUGGGACUAAAUUAGAUACGUUAACUGGACAAGCUUUCAAAAUCAAAGAUAAAUCUUCUGUCAAGCAAAUUGCGUGGGAAAUGGAAAGAGAUAGAUUUAUCAAAGGACAAAAAUGGCAGAAAAGGAAAAAAAGUUUCAAAAGAAAUAAGAAAUCUAGGAACUAAUGGUUAUUCGAUUUGUAAAUAUAUUUUAUAUGUGUUGUAAAAUCCGAUAAAGAACUUUGUUGAGUUUAAAUAAACGUUUUUAAUGAAA